This is a messenger RNA of Telopea speciosissima, 960 nucleotides long. RefSeq names its product tetraspanin-8-like. The transcript has 4 exons. Gene Ontology annotation, cellular component: plasmodesma; plasma membrane. Gene Ontology annotation, biological process: auxin-activated signaling pathway. The coding region runs from base 28 to 849 and encodes 273 amino acids. NCBI's taxonomy places the organism in Eukaryota, Viridiplantae, Streptophyta, Magnoliopsida, Proteales, Proteaceae. The record is from RefSeq and is a predicted model, not a curated record.
GCUGCACAUUUGAUAAAUAAAGUGAAGAUGUUUCGAGCGAGUAACAAUCUGUUAGGGAUCUUAAACUUCGUAACAUUCCUUCUUUCUGUUCCGAUCUUGGGAGCAGGGAUAUGGCUAAGUUCAAAGGCCGAUACGGUCUGUGAGAAGUUUUUGGAAAAGCCCGUUAUCGCUUUGGGAGUUUUCCUAAUGGUGGUUUCUCUUGCGGGACUCAUCGGUGCUUGUUGCCGUGUUUCAUUGCUUCUCUGGCUUUAUCUUCUUGUGAUGUUCCUUCUCAUAGUUCUUCUAUUCUGUUUCACCAUUUUCGCUUUCGUUGUAACUAACAAGGGUGCUGGAGAGGUUGUUUCUCAGAGAGGUUAUAAGGAGUAUAAGUUGGGGGAUUAUUCUAAUUGGUUGCAGAAGAGGGUUAGUAAUACCAAGAACUGGAACAAUAUCAAGAGUUGCUUGAUUGAUAGCAAGGUUUGCAAGAGUCUCGCUGAUCAGAACGUGAACGAGAACGUACACCAGUUCUAUAGCAAUAACUUGUCUCCGAUUCAGUCUGGUUGCUGUAAGCCUCCAACUUCAUGUAACUUCACCUAUGUGACUCCAAUCGAAUGGACCAACCCAAGCAACACAACCUCCUUCACUGAUUCUGACUGCACAGCUUGGAACAACAAUGAGAAUGAUCUCUGCUACAACUGCCAGUCUUGUAAGGGUGGAGUACUCCAAAAUAUAAAGAGUCAGUGGAAGAAGGUUGCCAUUGUCAACAUCAUCUUCCUCAUCUUCCUUGUCAUUGUCUACACCAUUGGUUGCUGUGCUUUCAGGAACAAUAGGAUGGAUAAUUCUUAUCCCAGAUAUAAGGGUUACCCAUAGAAUCUUAAUCCGAUUUGGUUACAUUGCUAUAGAGGGAGAUGCAGAUAGCAUAUUUUGCUGAUUUGUUUUACUCUGUUUUCAUUUGAUUCUUAGUAGAUAGAUACAUGGAUA